Molecule: messenger RNA, 927 nt
Organism: Elephantulus edwardii (Cape elephant shrew)
Lineage: Eukaryota; Metazoa; Chordata; Mammalia; Macroscelidea; Macroscelididae
Product: olfactory receptor 56-like
Exons: 1
Coding region: 1-927 (308 amino acids)
Biological process (GO): G protein-coupled receptor signaling pathway
Cellular component (GO): membrane
Molecular function (GO): olfactory receptor activity; G protein-coupled receptor activity
Source: RefSeq, a predicted model, not a curated record
AUGGACAGAUGGAGCAAUCAGACCACUGUAACGGACCUCAUUCUACUGGGACUGUUCCACCACAUCAAAGCACCCAAGAUGCUCUUUACAUUUAUCUUUCUUGUGUUCCUUAUAGCCCUUGUUGGUAAUGCAAUGAUGAUGAUUCUUAUUUGGUUGGAUGCACGGCUUCAUACUCCUAUGUACUUCCUUCUGAGUCAACUUUCUUUCAUGGACCUCUUAUAUAGCACUACUUUUGUUCCCAAGAUAGCCAUUGACUUCCUUUCUGGGAGAAACACUAUCACUUUUAUUGCCUGUGGAAUUCAGAUGUUCCUCUUCACGGCCUUAGUGGGAGCAGAGUGCCUUCUCCUGGCUGUCAUGGCUUAUGACCGCUAUGUGGCUAUAUGCCAUCCACUCCACUAUUCAAUUUUAAUGCGACCUACAGUCUAUGGUUUUUUGCUGAUUGGAAGCUGGCUGGGAGCUCUGACCAAUGCCUUGAUCCAUGUCAUAUAUACACUUAAUCUUCCCUACUGUACCUGCAGAGAAAUAGAUCAUUUCUUUUGUGAGAUCCCAGCUCUCCUGAAACUUGUUUGUGCUGACACGUCUCUCUAUGAGAAUACUCUUUUUGUCAGUUGUGCUGUGUUCCUUGUCAUUCCAAUAUCAGCCAUCUUAGUCUCCUAUGGGAAAAUUCUCUCCACUGUUUUGGGAUUAGGAUCAAAUUCAGGGAUGAAAAAGGCUUUAGCUACCUGUUCUUCCCAUAUGAUUGUAGUGUCUCUUUUUUAUGGAACAGCCAUUAUGAAGUACUUCCUGCCCAAAUCUUAUCACACUGCUGAGAAGGAUGAAGUGCUUUCUAUCUUCUAUACUAUCCUCACACCCAUGCUUAACCCCCUUAUCUAUAGUCUUAGAAACAAAGAAGUAGCUAGCGCCCUGAGGAAAAUUCUGAAAGGGUAA